AUCUUAUCAUCAUCCCCAAGCAGCCACUUGGGCGUUUCUGACAGAAUCAGCUCCAGGGGCGUAAGCCGGCAUCAUACUAGUUAUGUCGAUCAAUAUUAGAUAAGCUCACCACCUACAUGCUGGUAUCAUCAGCCCGAAUUCUACAGGUAGCACCGUAUAGGAUGAUCAGAUGAGGUAGGCUUACCAUUUACAUCCUACUACCAGAGCUAGCUCGAGUACCGAAAAGGCGCCGGGGAUGAAAAUCGGAAUAUGGCAAGCUCACCAUUUACAUGACAAUGUCAAAAUCAGUUAGAACACGAAUACAGCACUAAUGAUGAUGAUCGGGAUGAGAUAGGACUUGUAGAAAUGCAUAUAAAGGUUCAAAGAGUUCACCUUGUUUCUGGUCUCUCAUCUCCAUUAUCACCAUCACCUUCACUCAACAAGCCUUCUAGCUACUAGCUAUUCGAUCUCAUCAACCAAACCCCUUCAGUCUUAUAACUACUUUCUUAACUCACAAGAAUACAAAAUGCGUACCUCCUUCUUCAAGGCCGCAACCUUCGCCCUUCUCGGGCUUGGUAACGUCUUCCCUGGCGUUCUAGGUGCCCCGACUUCCAAUGAGGUCGAACAGCGCUCCGACACACUGAUGGCGAGGGCUAAGGCAGUACCUGAUAUCACCAAGCAAGGAUACAAGGUCGACGAUGGCACUGGUUUCCCAAAAAAGAAGACCUACAAGGUCACUACUCCGCACUACAUUGGUACUCUCGACUUGAUCCAAGUCAUUACCGAUAGCAAGCUGGUUGCCAUCAAGGACGCCAACAACAUAGAAGACAAGACCCCUAACCGGGCCAAGCUCCGUGAUAUCGUCAUGUACGUGUACUCGAAGAAGGGAAACCUAAAGCCGGAGGAGAUCCAGAAGGUCCGCUUCGAGACUGUCGUGGAGAAGGCCACCAACGCCGCUAUCAAGGCCGCCUACGAGAAGCUAGGCAAGACCACGGGCGACUUCACCGUCAAGAGCAGCGACAGCGGCAAGGAGAAGGAAGUCUUCGACAGCCUCUCCGGUACCCCCUUCGGCAAGAUCGCUAGCAGCUACCACAGUGACUACAACGCAGGCCAGGUCAAGGAAAUCAAGAUCGAAAACAGCCCGACCCGCCCCGACAUGGAGGUCCACCUGGGCUAAGUGGGCUAUGUACGAUAUCUUUUGAUAGUAAAAUGUAUCCAUACAUGUACAUGGAUUAGGUGUGUGGAUUACGCUCGGCACAUCGGGGCUGGGGUUUAGGCAUAGAUGGCACGGCAAGGUUUUCUUUGGGUUCCCUUCUUUUUUUUAUUUUAUCAGUUAGUACAUAGCUUGCUAGUUUCACUCUCGAGAAAGAGUAAAAAGUUUGUCACUCGUUAGGUCUUAGAAUAAAAUGAAGCUAUUCCUGGCUCUAUAAA
Molecule: messenger RNA, 1410 nt
Organism: Daldinia decipiens
Lineage: Eukaryota; Fungi; Ascomycota; Sordariomycetes; Xylariales; Hypoxylaceae
Exons: 2
Coding region: 506-1156 (216 amino acids)
Source: RefSeq, a predicted model, not a curated record